Messenger RNA from Volvox carteri f. nagariensis, 300 nucleotides. It is a transcript of the gene myb5, whose product is annotated as transcription factor Myb5. The record is from RefSeq and is a predicted model, not a curated record. The transcript has 4 exons. The annotation marks the transcript as partial. NCBI's taxonomy places the organism in Eukaryota, Viridiplantae, Chlorophyta, Chlorophyceae, Chlamydomonadales, Volvocaceae.
GUCAAUCCCAAUAUUACCCGCGAGAAAUGGACGCCAGAAGAGGAUAGCCGCCUCACCAGGUUUGUUCAGGAGAUAGGCGUUGGAAAAUGGGCAACCGUCGCGCGUCACUUGCCUGGGCGUACGGACCAGCAGUGCAUGGGCCGAUGGCGACGACACCUCGAUCCGAACAUACGAAAGGAUGCGUGGACCGCAGAGGAGGAUGCCCGGCUCUAUGCCCUUUACCAAGAAUACGGAUCCUCCUGGUCCAUGAUUGCCAAGUGCAUCGCAAACCGCACGCCGCAACAGUGCCGAGGGCGAUGG